This is a messenger RNA of Schistosoma mattheei, 3353 nucleotides long. The record is from the annotation of a GenBank genome assembly. Lineage: Eukaryota; Metazoa; Platyhelminthes; Trematoda; Strigeidida; Schistosomatidae.
AUUAUCAGAAGCUUUAUUCAACAUUAUAUUUUUGGUACAAUAUAGAAUUCUCAGCAUAAAGUAUUUGAACAAGUUUCCUUUUCUUAUAUCUUGAUCGAUUUUGACGAUAAAUUUUGAAUGAUGACCAGUUAGAUGUUAUGAGUUCGGUAAUCCACAUUUGAUUAAUGUUCAUUCGUUUCAAUGCAUAUUGACACCCACUAUGAUGUCGCUGAUUGUACCUUUUUGUAUCCCGUAUAGCGAAAGGUUGUAAACUUUUCAUAAACGCGCCUGAAUAGAUUGUGAGCACAAUAGACAUAAUGAUAUGCUAAAACAAACAAGAAAACAGAUAACUUGAUGAAAUAUCUAGAUCGGUAGAACAGGUAGCCCAGAUAUUCAAGCAGGCCGCCACGUACUCAAAUAAGUAGUGAAUGUAAAUGAAAUUGAUCUAACUAAAGUUACUUCAAUUUUCCAAAACAAAUAUUACAAAUACUCCAAAGAUUAUAGACCUCACCCUCACCGCUAAAUCUCAAUUUGUAAAUGAAAUAACGAUUUUACCCAUUCAUAUGUGUAACUAUGAAAUAAUUAAAUAGUUUUAUUAUCAUUAUUAUUAGUAGCAGUAUUAAUUUACAGCGUUUUCUUUCUAUAGAGAAAUUACAGAUUCAAUGAAGAGUCAAAAGUCUAAUUCAAUAAACGAAUAUUCUUCUUUUACAAAUUUAUUAUUUCAACCACAUCAUUUAUCAGCUUUUUCAAUUCCAUCACCAAUAAAUAAAACACAAAAUGUUAUUAAACAAUCUACUAAUCAUGAAAAUCUUCCAAUAAUUAAUAAACAUUCAAAUUUAUCACGACAAAAUUGUAGUACAUCAAUAAAACAGUCUUCUAGUAGUAAUCCAAUACAAUUAAAUUUACAACCAUUUAUCAAAGAAAAUGACACAUUUAUUAAUCGAUCAUUUUAUGCUCAAUUAUAUAAUUUAAUGUGCUCAAAAUUACCAAAUAUAAUACCUUAUAGUAAUAAUAAUAAUAAUAAUAAUAAUAAUAAUAGUAAUAAUAGUCUAUCGAAUAAACCACGAUAUUCCCCUUAUCCAAUUCCAUCAGAUUUUGAAAGAAACAAAUUAGUACAUGUAUUCAACAAACCAUACUCUUCAACACAUUCCAAUAAAAUCAAUAUUAAUCAGAUUGAACAUGUAACCAACUUUGUACAAUGUUCCAAUAAUCCCGGUCAAUCUAAAAUACCGAUUUCAAAAGUUCAUGAACAUAAUAGUAAAAAGAAAACUUUAUCAUUGAAGAGAAAUAAAUCAACCAAUAAUAAUAGUAAUCAGUAUCAAAACUCAUCAAUAAAUCUAUAUUCAUUAAACCGAUGUAACAGUUGUCCAUCAGUAAUCAUUUCCAACUCAUCAUCAUCAUCAUCAUCAUCAUGUUACUUAAAUAAUCCCUGUAAAAAUUUAAAGUUUCGUAGUAUAAGUUAUGAUUCAUUAGUAUUAGAAAAACAAAAUAACUUGAAAAGAUUGAAUGAGUUAAAUAAUUUUCAAUAUAAUUCAUUGCAUAAUCAAUACUACUAUCAAUAUCCAUCAGAAAUGUCUUCAUCUUGUUCAAUACCUACUUCAUUACUAUUUAAUUCAUUGAAACAAAAUUUUAUCCAGAAUCAAUCUAUUAAACACAGUCAAUCCAAUGUAAAUAAUGACAGUAACUCAAUAAAUGGUAUAAAUUAUACUGAAACACCGGUAUCAUUUCUUAAGAAAUGUACUAAUGAGAUGAAUGAAGUAAAUAAUAUUCCUGAAGAAAAUAAUAAUAGUAAAUCAAUACAAACACCAAUACGUGAAACAUUUCUACAUUAUUACUGGGCAUAUUAUUAUGAAGAAUUAAUGCGUUAUUAUAUUCAACACCAAAUAUCAACAAUGAAUAAUUGUUCUGCUAAUUAUAGAAAUUCAAUGAAUACUACUAUAAUGACUACAACUGAUAAUUUACAAUCAUGUACAUAUUCUCAAUCGAAAUCAACCAUAAUGAAUGUCAAUAAGAAUAAUAACAAUUAUAAUAGUAAUAAUAACCUUAUUACUGACUCAUUGAGAUCACCUGUUACAACAUAUAAUACAGUGAAUUACAUUGAUCAUUCUAAAAACUAUGAUAAAUUGAAAAAUGUUAAUCCUAUGAAGAAUACUACUAAUACUACGACUACUACUACUACUAGUAGUAGUAGUAGUAGUAGUAGUAGUGGUGGUAGUAAUUAUUAUAAUAAUCAUCAAACUAGUGAAACAAUGAAUAGUUUUCAUGUACCAGAAAAAGUAAAAUUUGAGAAUUUAAUAAAUUUACAAAAUAAUUGUGUUUCAUCAUAUAGACAAAAUGAUCUAAUAUGUAAUAAAAAUUAUAUGCCGAAUUCUCUCUUGACACCUAAUACAUUGAUUCAACAGGAAAAUAAACAUCACAGUCAUAAACCUUUUGACAGUAGUAUUGAAAACAGAAAUAUUGUACAAACGAUGAAUCAUCAAGACUUAUUGAUGAGAACACCUACUUUUCCUGUUACUGUUAGUUUAAGUACUACUGAUAUUAACCAUAUUAGUAAUGAGCAACACAUAGUACCAUCGGAUAAACGAUAUUUUAUAAAUCAGUCGGAUAAUAAUAUUAGUAAUAUACAUAAUCUUCCAGGAAUGAAUAAACCCACUCGGUUAAACCGCGACUUACAUUCUUUGCGUUUGUCACCUGUUGUCAGAGUGUGUAGUGAUAAUAUUGAUGGUGAAACAAAUAGUGAUAAAAUUUUAGAACUACGUCAAUAUUCACCUUCAAAAAGACUAUCAUCUUUAUCGUCAUCAUCGUCAUCACCAAACAUCAGUGUGCCGUUCUCAAAUAUAAUGCCCUCCUUAACAGCAUUAUCAUCACGAUCAUCAGUACUAUCGCCGCAGACAAAAUUCUGUCGAUCAGUAUCUAUACCGCUGGAUAAUCCCAGCGGUUCAAUGACAUUAAAACGUGAUAAUAAACGUAAUGAUACAUGUGAAUAUUGCGGUAAAAUAUUUAAAAACUGUAGUAAUUUGACCGUACACAGGCGUAGUCAUACAGGUGAAAAACCAUAUCAAUGUAAAUUAUGCAAUUAUGCUUGUGCACAAUCAUCCAAAUUGACAAGACAUAUGAAAACGCACGGAAAAGAUGGUAAACCGAGAUAUUUGUGUAAAUAUUGUCAUACACCAUUUAUAGUACCCUCGACAUUGGAAAAACAUAUGCGUAAAUGUAUGCAUGGAAAACACGCAUUAGGAUCACAUACUAUUACACGUCAUAAACAAAUAUUAAAACAAAAUUCUCCUGGAAAAUUUAUACAAUCUUGGCUAGUAGCGGCAGCAGCAGCAGCGGCUACAUCUGAUCUUCAUCUGGAGUGUCAAAAGGAAUUGUAG